Amphiprion ocellaris (clown anemonefish) is the source of this 3605-nucleotide messenger RNA. RefSeq lists its product as uncharacterized. The transcript has 4 exons. Lineage: Eukaryota; Metazoa; Chordata; Actinopteri; Pomacentridae. Gene Ontology annotation, biological process: cell surface receptor signaling pathway; cellular response to lipopolysaccharide; negative regulation of T cell proliferation. Gene Ontology annotation, cellular component: external side of plasma membrane. The record is from RefSeq and is a predicted model, not a curated record. The coding region runs from base 1338 to 2042 and encodes 234 amino acids.
GAGCCCUGGUCCAUGUGGGCACCGGGCAGCCGGGGCGAGCGCAACUCCUUCUGGCCGAGCAGAGCGCCCCAGAGGCGGGGGGAUGGAGCCGCUCUGUCCGCCCCUCUGGAGAGGGUGGGUCCGCAGACCCCACGCUGCUGUAGGUCGGUGUUAGUGUCACUCAGGAGUCGGAUGAUGCUCCGUUUUUCUUAGUUAAACCCCUUUAGAGGUGAUCAGUGACCACAGAGUGAGAGAAACUAACUGCUCGCUGGAAAACUAACUUUGAUUUUUACUGAAUGGAGUCAGACAGAAGGACCAGCUCUGUGGACAUUUGGACAAUUUCUGCAUCAUUUUGGACAAAUGUUGAUUCAUUUUGGGACAAAUUUUGAGUGAUUUUAGGAACAUUUUGAGUUAUUGUAGGAACUUUUCGAGCCAUUUGGAAUAAGUUUGCAUCAUUUUGGACAAAUUUUGUGUAAUUUGGGGAACAUUUUGAGUAAUUUUGGGAACUUUUUGAGCCAUUUGACCAAAUUUUCCAUCAUUCUGGACAAAUUUUGAUAGAUUUUGGGAACAUUUUGUGAAAUUCUGGGAACUUUUUUGAGCCAUUUGGACAAAUUCUACAUCAUGUUGGACAAAUAUUGAGUAAUUUGGGGAACUCUGUGAGUUAUUUUGGGAACCUUUUGAGCCAUUUGGACAAAUUUUAAGUAAUUCUGGGACCAUUUUGAGCUAUUUAUGAAAUGUUUAUUUUUCUCCUCUCUCUCCUGUUCAUCUACUUGACUGAAGCAGAUGAACAGCUCCUGAUGUCUCUGACUGGAGCUUUAGUUUGUGCUGAGCUGCUAACAGAGAACAUCUGGAUGUGCUGAGCUGCUGACAGAGAACAUCUGGAUGUGUUGAGCUGCUAACAGGGAACAUCUGGAUGUGUUGAAGCUGCUAACAGGGAACAUCUGGAUGUGUUGAAGCUGCUGACAGAGAACAUCUGGAUGUGUUGAAGCUGCUGACAGAGAACAUCUGGAUGUGUUGAGCUGCUAACAGGGAACAUCUGGAUGUGUUGAAGCUGCUAACAGGGAACAUCUGGAUGUGUUGAAGCUGCUGACAGAGAACAUCUGGAUGUGUUGAAGCUGCUGACAGAGAACAUCUGGAUGUGCUGAGCUGCUCUGUUGAACUGUGUGUUGGUGUUUAAUCUUUGUAACCCACAGAUGGAGCUGCUGUUCAAACAGUGCUGAGUGGGCGUUCCUGUUCCUGCAGGCUGGGCUUUGCUUUGGCUCUUGUUUUUGUGUCCUCUCCGCCUACUUGUUGAGUUCUUGUGUAACCGUCGGGUGUGUUGUCGUCGUGUUGUUGUUGUUGUUGAAGAGCAGCUGAUCAUGGACACACUGCCAUGUGGGUUGCUGACCGUCUGCUGGUGUGCGUUUUGUGUCACAGCUGAAGUCCACAGACAGAUGGAAGCCGUCGCUGGAGACGAUGUUCUUCUCGACUGUCGGUCUCUCCACAAUGACGUCACACUUCUGGAGUGGAUCAGACCCGACCUGAAGGCCGACGGAUACGUUUUCUUCUACCGCGAGAGGCGCUCGUAUGAAAACUAUCAGCAUCCAUAUUUUAAUGGCCGAGUGAAGCUGGGAGAUCUGCGGAUGGAAAACGGAAAUAUGUCUGUCCUCCUGACCAACGUACAGCCAGAUACAGACAACGGAACAUACCUGUGUGAUGUUUCUGGAGGAACCAAACGAAGAGGCAGGACAACUUCUUCUGAGAUCAAGCUGACCGUUUCCCCUGCAAAACCCAGAAACAUUCAGAAACAAAUCUGGAAUGGAGGAAACAAGGAUGGAGGAAACAGGGAUGGAGGAAAUAAGGAUGGAGGAAAUAAGGAUGGAGGAGACAAGGAUGGAAAUAAUCGAAGGCGUUCCUGGUCCAUCCAGGUCUACACUCCCUCCAACCGAAGGUUCCUGGUCCAUCCAGGUCUACACUCCCUCCAACCGAAGGUUCCUGGUCCAUCCAGGUCUACACUCCCUCCAACCACAGGUUCCUGGUCCAUCCAGGUCUACACUCCCCCACCUCCAACCACAGGUUCCUGAUCCAUCCAGGUCUAGACUCCCUCCCUCCAACCAGAGGUUCCUGGUCCAUCCAAGUCUACACUCCCCCACCUCCAACCACAGGUUCCUGGUCCAUCCAGGUCUGGACUCCCUCCCUCCAACCAAAGGUUCCUGGUCCAUCCAGGUCUAGACUCCCUCCCUCCAACCAAAGGAUUCUAAUCCAACCUCCACAGAGGUCCAGAGAUCUUCUCCUCUGUGGUUCCUCGGUGGUGGAACCAGUUGCCAAACUCUGUUCAGUCUUUAAGAAAAGACUAAAAACCAGAUCUUCACUGAACACCUUUAACUUGACAGACUGCAAAAAUAAAAAUAAAAAUAAAAAAAUCCUAGUACGUCUACUUCCUGUAGACACCACAGUUCUAUUAUCACACCUGAACUUGUUUCAUGGCUCUUAUCUGGGUUAUUUUCUCCUGACUAGAUCGUUGCUGGUGGUGGAUCUACUCUCAGAUGGACGUCUUUGGAAUGGAUACCGGAUCAUGUGACCUAAAUAUGUAGCGGGUGGCGGGAAUUGAUGGGACUCAGAAACACCCCCACAAUUUAAUCAGUUGUUCCUUGGAUCAUUUCUGAUGGAUAAGUCCUGAUAAGUCCUCAGUGGUGGAUUUGUAGUAGGAUCACAAUCAUGUGAUCAUGUAGCAUUCAUUUGUUGUCAUGGUUACAGUGACGCCGUGCCGCUAUCUGGCAAUGAUACAGAAAUCUUUAACUAAUCUGUAGAUCCAGACUAGGAGCUGCAUCACUGCCAAAAUCUAAUCACUUGGUCCUUGUGUCAUUUCUGACCUUCAAUGGAAAUUUCAUCCACAUCUGUUUAUGAGUGAUGUUGCUAACAGACAGACAGACAGACAGACAGACAGACAGACAGACAGACAGACGUACACCGAUCAUCACAUAACUCCACCGUUCUUUGGCGAAGUUGUGCGACGAUCACUGGAAAUAAAUCUGGAAAUAAAUGUGUUCCAAAGCUCUGCAUGUUAGAACCUGAUGAAAUGUUGUGGAUGUAAAGUGUUCUGUCAGAUGAGAUCAGAACCACAUAGAAAAGUUCUGAUUGUCCAGAAUGAAGCACAACUGAUGAACAGAACUUUAGAUUGAACUUGUUUUAUUGUUUAAUCUGUUAGUAGCUCUGAUGAUGGUCUAAACUGUCGUACAGGAUAAGCUAAUUUGAUAUAUUUUGUACAUUUUUAUACUACUCAGUGGUCUGUAAGUUUCAUCUUCAUCCUAUAUCAUGUUUUGUUGUUAGUCUGCAGAUAAAUGUAGUCCAGUAAAAUAACAUUGUUUGCUACUGAACUGUAGUGAAGGUUGAAUAGAAUAAACUGAACUGAUGCUGAUAGAAUUCUGUUUAUACUAUAACACAAUGGAAAUAUGGAACUUUACUGCUGCUUUUUGCACUUUGGCUUUGAUGCAAAACUGUUUGUCUUUGUUCUUGUAUUUGGACAGUAAAGUUGAAUCUACUCAGUGAUCUGUGCUUCAUUAUAAUUUCUGUAAAUAUAUUUAGGAUUUUAAAGCUGGUUUCUUUUCUGCAGCAGUGAUAAUAAAGGUUGUUUCCCCAGAUUGUGA